AAGGAGGCGGCGGCGCUGUCUCUUCCGGACUGACUCGGCUGCAGUGUGUCACCGGGACCUCUCGGACCGACCCAAGUGAGAGUCUCUACCCGGUUCGGACAUGGCCCCCAGCGCGCAACUAAAGGAGGCGAUAGCCGACGUGCACGAGGGGAUCCGGGCCAUCCUGCUCGGACCACCCGGCGCCGGGAAGGGGACUCAGGCCCCUCGGCUGGCGGAGCAGUACUGCGUUUGCCACCUGGCCACCGGAGACAUGCUGAGGGCCAUGGUGGCUUCGGGCUCUGCGCUCGGCAAGCGGAUCAAGGAGACCAUGGAUGCCGGCAAACUGGUCAGCGACGAGAUGGUCGUGGAGCUCAUAGAGAAGAACCUGGAAACGCCCCCCUGCAGAAAGGGUUUCCUAUUGGAUGGUUUCCCUCGGACAGUCAAACAAGCAGAAAUGCUGGACGACUUGCUGGACAAGAGACGCGAGCAGCUGGACUCUGUGGUCGAGUUCGCUGUUGAUGACUCCCUGCUGGUCCGCCGGAUCUGUGGCAGACUAAUUCAUCAGCCCAGUGGCCGCUCCUACCACGAGGAGUUCAACCCCCCCAAAGAGCCCAUGAAGGAUGACGUGACGGGCGAGCCGCUCAUCCGCCGCAGCGACGACAACGAGAGGACGCUGCACUCCCGCCUGGACUCCUACCACCGACAGACGGCCCCUCUGGUGCAGUACUACACGGCCAGGGGCAUUCAUACGGCCGUAGACGCCGCCCAGAGCCCUAACGUCGUCUUCGCCUCCAUUGUGGCCGCCUUCACCGCCGCCACGGAAGUCCCAGCCCGCGCCACCGCCUCUGGUUGAGUUCCAGAGCUGCUCCAUAUCGACCAAGGCGACGGAUUGGAGCUGGCAGAAGUCUGGUGGAAAGACGGAGGUAGAGAGUGUCAGACUGACCGAAGAAGGAUUUCUUAAACUUCACGAGUAAAGGAUCACUUUACUCUAGUUGUCAGCACUUGUCUAAUCCCCCAGUAGAUUUGAGCAGUCAUCUUCCUGUCAAACUCCUCCUGUUACCUCUUCGAAUAAAUCAGAUUUUCUACAUCA
Scophthalmus maximus (turbot) is the source of this 1069-nucleotide messenger RNA. RefSeq names its product adenylate kinase 2 (gene ak2). Gene Ontology annotation, cellular component: cytoplasm; mitochondrion. The record is from RefSeq and is a predicted model, not a curated record. The transcript has 7 exons. Gene Ontology annotation, molecular function: AMP kinase activity; ATP binding. Bases 101 to 832 code for a protein of 243 amino acids. Gene Ontology annotation, biological process: ADP biosynthetic process. Lineage: Eukaryota; Metazoa; Chordata; Actinopteri; Pleuronectiformes; Scophthalmidae.